ACUCGACUCAGAUAAGAACGUUUUUUUUCGUUCGUCCUAUGGAAUCUUCGCCGUCCGAAGUCGAGCCAGUUUCCAGUGUCGCUACCCUAGCUCCGGUGAACUUCAUCCACCACAUAAACAAUUAUUUUCUCGUUUGCGAGGGAUCGAGUCUCUCCGUCUACAAGGAUCGAACGCUCGACUGUGUAGUCAGUCGGCAGAUUCUCCACUCUCAGAACGUCCAUGGUAUCCGAUCGUGCGCGAAAAGUUCCGAAGAGGGAGAUCUCAUCUGUUAUGGAAGUCGCUUCCUCCAGCGAAUCGAGCUCGUCUCAGAGGGGAAUUCGAUCGCUGACGUACAAACAAAAGGACCAUCGAUUUGUGUAGGAGACUGGAUAUGGGAUCUCAAAGUUUUCAACGACUGCGAAGUGGUGCUCGUCAGUCACAAUCGGCUGAUUUUUCUGGAGAAUGGAACAGUGAAAGGUUCCACGGAUUGCGCAAUACCCUGCUUACUCUACUCCGGAACGAUUGUGGCUGACGAAUCGGAUGAAAUUCUCGUCGCAGCCGGGACCGUUUUCAAUGAGGUGCUUCUUUGGAGCGGUCGGACCGGCGAGGUUUGGCAUCGGCUGAAAGGCCACGAUGGUGUGAUAUUUUCUAUAGUGAUUUCCAUAGAAGAAAACUUGCUCAUCUCUACAUCGGACGACCGAAGUGCGCGAAUCUACAAGUUCGAGAACAGCGACUUCAGCCGACCCAAGACAAUCGCUCAGGCGACAGUCACCGAAAUCGCCGCCUGUUACGGACACUCGAGUCGAGUUUGGAAAGCCGUUUUCUGGGGCCGCGCGAAUUUCGUGACGGUGGGGGAAGAUGGAAACCUCUGCAUCUGGCGGGUAUCCGACGGGAGUCUUCUUGCUAGGAAGCAGAUGCCUUUCAAGAGUAGCAUCGCAUCGAUCUACAUCCACGAAGAUCUAGCUUACAUAGGUGGAGCGCACGGCUGUUUCGCGGCCAUAAACAUCGACGAACUGAACGUAGAAAACAGGAGCAAGCGUGCAAUAGUCACACUACCGUAUCUCGGAGCGUGCGGCGUGAUUAAAAACGUGACAAUUGACCGAGGGCUGUUGAUAUCCAGCGACUCCGAGGGAAAUUACGCGCUACACUGUAUGGAUUCCAGGAGCAAUGACAAAUGGAACUCGAAAUUCGUGUUGCCCGAAUGCAGAGGCUACAACGUGUUGGGACACUCGGAAGGACAUGUGUUCACGGGCUGUAAGCUAGGCAUCGUAGUGAGCUUCGCGUUGAGUGACACGGAAUUCGUUGUGUGGGACACGCAACAGAUUCAUAGUGGCAUGAUAUUCUCCGUCGUGCCUUUCGUCUGUCACAAAACCGAUCAGCUGUACGUGCUCACGUCCGGCUUGAGCGGCUCGAUGUGCUGCACCCGAUUCUGUGAACGGGACAAAUCGCUCAUCAAAAUCAAAUCCCUCGCUUUACCUAUCGCACAACAGAGAUGGGCGACGUGCGCUAUUCUCUUCACAAUGACUCAGAUCGUGGUCGGUGAUCGUCAAGGGAACGUUCUCCUUUAUUCCAUCUCGUCGGUCGCGAACACCACGCAGCCGCUAUCCAUUCUGACACAUCUCCACGGGAGCAACGGAACCACCGACCUCCAACUCGUGCAGGACCGAAUUCUGUCGUGCGGUAGGAACGGUUGCAUGUACCAAUUAGACGUGCAGAAGAAUCGCUUAGUGAUUCUGCGGAAACUCUGGCUUCACAGCCCCAUGUCUUGGGUCGCGAAGUAUCUCUUCUUCGAAGAGAGACUGAUGGUCGCCGGUUUCAUCGCCGAUGAAUUCGUCGUGUGCGACCCAGAAACCGACUACGUAUUGUGGUCCAUCACCGCCAAAGGCUGCGCGCACAAACCUUGGGAUUGCGGUAUACACCGGGAUCGUCUAUAUUUCGCCACUGCCAACCGGAUAGAUGGAGGAGUCAGUUACGAGCAAAUUGACAUUAGGAAAAAACUCGCGAAGAUUGCGAAGCUUCCGUUGCACAGGAAGAAAAUAAAUUGUGUACAGACCUUGUGGAGCGAACCCGACAGAACGGUCAUCGUCACCGGCGGAGAGGACAACCUAGCAAUCAUAUCCGAAGUGAAGGGAAAUCGAAUUCGACCCGUGAUUCGACUCUACGAGCACAUUUCGUCAAUCAAAGCGGUUGAUAUUGUAGAAAUUUGUAGCGAUGAUAGACUUCUAGUGACCUGCGGGGGACGAGCCCAGCUGAACGUUUGGUGGAUAGCAAGUGAUCUCAGUGUGAAAGUCAUGGACCAGCACUUCAUCUGGAAUCCGGACCGGAGCUCCAACAAACCGUGGAAAAACUCGUAUAGACGGAAACUCGAAGCUCUGACAAGAUACAUGGCUGUUGGGCUUAAGCGGAUCGAAAAGAGUAUUCCCCCGCGUUUCCAUAUCACUACGGCCUGCUCCGAUGGUGUGAUCCGGCUCUUCGACUACGUCUUGGAUGGCAAGCUCGAAAUACUCAAAGUGAUCACCCCGAACGAAUUUUGCCACCAGCAGAGCUUCUGGUUGUCUCGGAUGGAGACGUUUUCUGGAUGUCCGGAUCCACCCGAAAACGGUCUCAUUGUCAACGCUGCCACGAAUGGAGAACUUACGUGUUAUGAUGCGUCGAGCUCUCCGGAGUGCUUGGCUCAAGCCACCAGAGUACAUCAAUCCGGGGUAAACGCAGUUGCGUUGCGAGGUCGUCACAUAGCGACAGGAGGAGAUGAUAACGCACUGGUAAUAACUGAGUUACGCACCGUUCCGACCCUACCGACUCCCGUGGGGACGGCUGACGAACCGGAAUCAGGACUACGCUUCAAGUUCGAAAUCAAAGCCACGAUGGAGAAGGCGCACAGCGCACAAAUCACCUCGGUCCAAUGGUGGACGGAUAAGAUUCUCAUGACGGUUGCAAUCGAUCAGAGAGUGUCCUGGUGGACAUUCGAUGAAAAUUCGACGCUCUCAAGCUGCGCCCGAUCAGUCAUGGUUUGCAUUGCGGACGUAUCGGGGGCAACGAUCCUCGGCAAUAAUGACAUUUUGAUAGUCGGCCAAGGGGUGGAAAUCAUCCGCCCAGGUAAGGCUGAAGAACGAAUCGACUGGAUAUAUUUUGGAUUGGCCAUGAGACUUAUUUUAGCAGCGGUUAGAUGA
Molecule: messenger RNA, 3149 nt
Organism: Galendromus occidentalis (western predatory mite)
Lineage: Eukaryota; Metazoa; Arthropoda; Arachnida; Mesostigmata; Phytoseiidae
Product: WD repeat-containing protein 6
Exons: 1
Coding region: 39-3149 (1036 amino acids)
Biological process (GO): tRNA methylation
Cellular component (GO): cytoplasm
Molecular function (GO): protein binding
Source: RefSeq, a predicted model, not a curated record